CGUCCUCACGCUCGCUGCGUCACCGGGAGCGCGCGCGCCGGCUACGAGCCCGCGCGGCACCUGAAUUGAGUUUCCCGCGCCUGGCCCAGGGAGGAGAUCCGCUCAGAGACCUGAAGAAAUGCCUCCAAAGAAAACCUCAGGAUCAGGCGCCAGAAAAGCUCCAGCUAAGCGAAAAUUGGCAGAGGAGUUCCCACCUGGGGAGGUGCUCACCGAUUCAGCCAAAAGGCAGUGGAAAUUGGGGCUGCCCGUCGGACAGGGUGGCUUUGGACGUCUUUAUCUUGCUAAUGAAAGCUCCUCUAAGACUGUGGGACCAGACGCUCCAUAUGUCAUAAAAGUGGAACCAAGCGAUAACGGUCCCCUCUUCUCAGAGUUGAAGUUCUACAUGCGUGCUGCUAAGCCAGAAAUGAUUCAGCAAUGGACCAGGUCUCAUAAACUGGACUAUCUUGGUGUGCCCAGAUACUGGGGCUCUGGACUGCAUGAGAAAAAUGGCAACAGCUACAGAUUCAUGGUGAUGGAUCGAUUUGGGAAAGAUUUACAGAAGAUUUUUGAGGAUGGUGGGAAAACGUUCCCUCACAAGACUGUAUUGCAGCUGGGGUUGAGACUGAUUGAUAUUCUGGAGUAUAUACACGAACAUGAAUAUGUUCACGGAGAUAUCAAAGCUUCCAAUCUUCUCCUUCAUCACAAAAAUCCGGAUCAGGUGUUCCUGGUGGAUUAUGGCCUUGCCUAUAGAUACUGUCCAGAUGGGGUUCACAAAGAGUAUAAAGAGGAUCCUAGGAAGUGUCACAAUGGCACAAUAGAAUUUACAAGUGUUGAUGCUCACAAAGGAGUCAGUCCUUCAAGAAGAGGAGACUUAGAAAUUUUGGGUUUUUGCAUGAUUCAGUGGAUCUGUGGCAAGCUGCCUUGGGAAGACAACUUAAUCGACCCAAAUUAUGUUACCAACUCAAAAAUAAGGUAUUGUGAUGAAGUCCCAACUCUUAUAGACACCUGCUUCCCUGGGAAAAAGAAGCCAGGUGAAAUGACAAAGUACAUGGCUGAAAUUACGCAGUUGGGCUAUGAUGCUAAACCUCCGUAUCAGAAAUUAAGAGACAUUCUUUUACAAGGCUUAAAGGCAUUGGGUAGCAAGGACAACGGGAAGCUGGACUUCCCUAGCAGCCAGAAUGGACAUGUCCCUACAAGGGAUCGGAAGAGAAAGUUACCCAAGCCAUCUGAAGAGGAAGAAGAAAAG
This is a messenger RNA of Nanorana parkeri, 1225 nucleotides long. It is a transcript of the gene VRK1, whose product is annotated as vaccinia related kinase 1. Gene Ontology annotation, molecular function: protein serine/threonine kinase activity; ATP binding. NCBI's taxonomy places the organism in Eukaryota, Metazoa, Chordata, Amphibia, Anura, Dicroglossidae. Gene Ontology annotation, cellular component: nucleus; cytoplasm. Gene Ontology annotation, biological process: signal transduction; peptidyl-serine phosphorylation. The annotation marks the transcript as partial. The transcript is spliced from 12 exons. The record is from RefSeq and is a predicted model, not a curated record.